This is a messenger RNA of Panicum hallii, 1849 nucleotides long. RefSeq names its product lycopene epsilon cyclase, chloroplastic. The transcript has 10 exons. Gene Ontology annotation, biological process: carotenoid biosynthetic process. NCBI's taxonomy places the organism in Eukaryota, Viridiplantae, Streptophyta, Magnoliopsida, Poales, Poaceae. The coding region runs from base 1 to 1608 and encodes 535 amino acids. Gene Ontology annotation, molecular function: oxidoreductase activity, acting on paired donors, with incorporation or reduction of molecular oxygen. The record is from RefSeq and is a predicted model, not a curated record.
AUGGGGCUCUCGGGCGCGGCGAUCUCCGCGCCGCUCGGAUGCCGCGGGCUGCCGCGCAGCGCGUUCGGCGGAGGCGGCAAGGCGCGGGGGGCGGAGGCGGAGAGGUGGCGGCGGGCGGGCGCGGGACGGCGCUCGGGCGGGGCGAAGGUGAGGUGCGUGGCGACCGAGAAGCACGACGAGACGGCGGCGGCGGUCGGCGUGGAGUUCGCGGACGAGGAGGACUACCGCAAGGGCGGCGGCGGCGAGAUGCUCUACGUGCAAAUGCAGGCCACCAAGCCCAUGGAAAGCCAGUCCAAGAUCGCCUCCAAGCUGCUGCCCAUAUCCGAUGAAGAUUCAGUACUCGAUUUGGUUAUCAUUGGCUGUGGUCCUGCCGGUCUUUCUCUAGCUUCAGAGUCAGCCAAGAAAGGGCUCACUGUUGGUCUUAUUGGCCCUGACCUUCCAUUCACGAACAACUAUGGUGUGUGGGAGGAUGAAUUCAAAGAUCUUGGUCUAGAGAGCUGUAUCGAGCAUGUCUGGAAGGAUACUAUUGUCUACCUAGACAAUAACAAACCAAUACUGAUUGGCCGUUCUUAUGGCAGGGUGCACCGUGACCUGCUGCAUGAGGAGUUGCUGAGAAGAUGUUAUGAAGCUGGCGUUACAUACCUCAACUCAAAAGUGGACAAGAUCAUUGAAUCUCCAGAUGGUCAUAGAGUAGUCUGUUGUGAAAGGGGCCGUGAGAUACUCUGCAGGCUUGCCAUUGUUGCUUCGGGGGCAGCAUCUGGUAGGCUUCUGGAGUACGAGGUUGGAGGUCCCCCUGUCUGUGUACAGACUGCAUAUGGAGUAGAAGUUGAGGUGGAAAACAAUCCAUAUGAUCCCAGCUUAAUGGUUUUCAUGGACUACAGAGAUUGUUUCCAAGAGAAAUUCUCACACUCUGAACAAGAAAAUCCAACUUUCCUGUAUGCUAUGCCUAUGUCGUCCACGCGAGUUUUCUUUGAGGAAACAUGUUUAGCCUCUAAAGAUGCGGUGCCCUUUGAUGUACUUAAGAAGAGAUUAAUGUAUCGAUUGGAUGCGAUGGGAGUUCGAAUCCUUAAAGUUCACGAGGAGGAAUGGUCCUACAUUCCUGUUGGAGGGUCCUUACCGAAUACAGAUCAGAAAAAUCUUGCAUUUGGUGCUGCAGCAAGUAUGGUGCAUCCUGCAACUGGGUACUCAGUGGUCAGAUCUUUAUCUGAGGCUCCAAGAUAUGCCUCUGUAAUAUCCAAUAUCUUAAGGAACCGAGUUCCUGCACAAUAUUUGCCAGGAAAUUCUCAAAAUUACAGCCCAUCAAUGCUCGCAUGGAGAACACUAUGGCCCCAAGAAAGGAAACGUCAACGAUCCUUCUUCCUUUUCGGAUUGGCAUUGAUAAUCCAACUGAAUAAUGAAGGCAUACAAACAUUCUUCGAAGCCUUUUUCAGGGUGCCGAAAUGGAUGUGGCAAGGGUUCUUGGGCUCAACCCUUUCAUCGGUGGACCUAAUACUGUUUUCAUUCUACAUGUUUGCCAUAGCUCCGAAUCAGUUGCGAAUGAACCUCGUCAGACAUCUCCUCUCUGACCCGACAGGCUCAACAAUGAUCAAGACCUACCUGACCUUGUAAAACCAUGUCACCAGUCUGAAAGAACUCUAGAAACUGUACAGUUUUGUAGUUGUACAUAACUUAGAGGGGGAUCUGAGGGUUACUUUUUUUUUUUGCUGUUUGACAGCGGGUGGGUCUCGGGUCACUGCUCUGUUUGUUUGCUAUAGUGAUGGGAUAGGGAAGUUGUGCAUCCUGGACGAGCAAGUAGAGAGAUCAGCUAAUGGUCAUGGUUCCUGCAUUGGCCAUUUUUAGGUCUCCGGCU